UUAGAGCUGCUGAAAAGCAUGACUUCCUCUUCUGUUGUUGAUAAACCGCCGGUAAGACGGGUUGCUGUCUUCGGGGGAAUUCAUGACAAUGAGUUAUCAGGGGUAUUUUUGGUCAAGCACUGGCAAGAGAAUGGAGCUGAGGUUCAAAGAACAGGAAUGGAAGUGAAACCAUUUCUUACCAACCCAAGAGCUGUGAAGAAGUGUACUAGAUACAUUGACUGUGAUCUGAACCGUGUUUUUGACCCUGAUAAUCUUGGCAGGACAGUGGUGGAAGAUAUUCCACAUGAAGUGAGGAGGGCUCAGGAAAUCAAUCAUAUAUUUGGUUCAAAAGGUAGUGAUGAUGCGUAUGACCUUAUUUUUGACCUUCACAACACCACUUCUAACAUGGGUGGUACCCUUAUUCUUGAAAACUCCAGGGAUGACUUUACAAUUCAAAUGUUUCAUUAUAUCAAGAAUGCUUUGGCUCCAGAAUGCUGUCCCGUUUUGCUGAUUGAACAUCCUAGCUUGAAAUAUGCAACAACUCGAUCUGUAGCAAAACAUCCUGUUGGCGUGGAGGUGGGCCCUCAGCCGCAAGGUGUUGUUAGAGCUGAUACUGUGGACAAAAUGAGGAAGAUUGUCAAACACGGCCUUGAUUUUGUGCAACUUUUUAAUGAAGGAAAGGAAUUUCCACUGUGUGCAAUUGAGGUUUUUAAAAUAAUGUAGAAAGAUUAUCCCAGGAAUAAUAAUGAUGAAGUUAUUGCUAUUAUUCACCCUAAACUGCAGGAUCAAGACUGGCAGCCGCUGAACAACGGUGAUCGUCUAUUUUUGACUCUUGAUGGAGAAGUAAUUGCAUAUAAAGCAGACUGUACAGUCUAUCCAACAUUUAUUAACGAAGCUGCGUAUUAUGAAAAGAAACAAGCUUUUGUAAAAACAGUAAAAGUGAAACUCACUGCAACACACAUCAGAUCGUCAGUCUUAGACCAGAACACUUCCUAAAAGCUUAUCACAGAUUUUCCAUACAAAAAGUGGAUUUCUUCUCUCUGAAAUCCACUGCCAUUCAGUAGUAAUUCAUGGACUAAAUAAAUGCAGAAUCUAAUUUUAAAUUGUAAUUUAACAUUGCUGAGCACUUUUAAGAUGAUGCAUACUGUCAUAAUGCUAAUUAUGACUACUGUUUACUUCUUUUAAUAGAUUACUAUAGAUGCAAAGAAUAAAUAUUUUUAUGAAGUUUGUUAGUUCACACUAUAUGAAAUGAUUAAAUGAUGUACCACACAUGGGUUAGUGGCUAUAGAACUUAUAUCUGGCAUUAUAAAGAUGCUCAUUCACAAAACUAUAUUAUAUAAAAAAAAUACAGCAUUUCUACUUUAUAACCCCAAACUUCCAAUAACCAACACUUUUAAAAUGGGGUGAUCCCUGAAACUAAUUCCUCAGAUAAACAUACAAAAUACGAGACAAAGGAAAAGCUAGGGAGAGAGAAACAGAAUGAGGGCAUGGAUAUUAAAAUUCUUUCUUAUUAUCUGCAUAUGUGACUAACCCCUACUGUGCUGAAGUGGAAGCAUUAGAGUUUGUUUUGGUUUUCUUUUUAUAGUUAUGAAGAUAUGAAAUAAGCUAAAACCAUAUGAUUUCUGAGAAAAAUACAUUAAAAUGAAAUGUAAAGCUUUUUAAUGUAAAGUAUUACAAGAUUAAUUCAAGCUGUUUCUGAUUUAAUGUUAAUUUAAGUACAAAAAGGUUGAGUUUCAAAAGUGUCUAGUAGUUGGAAACAUACUGGAGCAAUAUUCAAAUUCAGGAAAAAGAUGUGCUUACCCCACAAAAAAUUUUUGCAGAAAGUUUCUUUUGCAAUGGAGACAAGUUUAUAGCUUUAUAACUUUCUAGGUGUAUCCACCUACUGCUUACAACAUUUUCAAGUAAAAUUUUAAUCAACUGUUGUACCUCAAAAGUUUGCAAUGAAGAAGGCAAGAUUAGGUAAUUACUCAGGUUUUGAUGAAGAAUGAUGCACAAAUCAUACCUGAGUAUUUCAGAACGGAAAUU
Molecule: messenger RNA, 2004 nt
Organism: Grus americana (Whooping crane)
Lineage: Eukaryota; Metazoa; Chordata; Aves; Gruiformes; Gruidae
Gene: ASPA
Product: aspartoacylase
Exons: 6
Molecular function (GO): hydrolase activity, acting on ester bonds; hydrolase activity, acting on carbon-nitrogen (but not peptide) bonds, in linear amides
Source: RefSeq, a predicted model, not a curated record